GGCGGGCGCAGGAGCGAUGGAGCUGAGCCAGCCGACCCCAGUUGGAAGCAUGUGAGGAGAGCCCCGGCACACCCCAGGAUUUUGUGCCCGGCGCUUGUCAUCCUCCUCACGGAACGGUGCACUCCUGAGAGGACCAGCUGGACUGAUUUGCUAGGGAGAGGGCGGGGAAGAGGCGGAGGCCAGGUGAGCGAGGAGCCCCUACCUAUCCGGACUGCCUGGUCGCGCCCUUGCCGGAUUCCUGCCCCCGCUCCCUGCUCAGGUGGGCGCGCCGAGUGCCCAGCUCACGAGGAGCGCUCUGAAGAGACCAGAAAGUCGCGGCCCGCCUGCGAGGGAUGCCGUUCGCCAAGCGCAUCGUGGAGCCGCAGUGGCUGUGCCGGCAGCGGCGCCCGGCGCCCGGCCCAGCGGAGGACGCGAGCGGAGGCAGCGCUGAGCCGCUGCCGCCUCCACAGCCGCCCGGCCGCUCGGAGGAGGCCGAGGCGCCGGCGCCGGAGGAGCCUCGCAGCGCGCCCCCCGCGCCUCCGGGGCUGCCGCCGCCGCCGCCAGCGGACCAGGCUCAGCCGUCGCCGGGAGAGGCGCCGGCGGCCGGCGACGAGAGCUCGCCGGGGGGCCCGGAGGCGGCGGCCGCUGCCUCUGGCGACGCGUCCUCGGCGGCGGCCGCGGCGGUGCUGCUCAUGCUGGACCUGUGCGCAGUCAGCAACGCCGCGCUGGCCCGCGUCCUCCGGCAGCUCUCCGACGUGGCCCGGCACGCGUGCAGCCUCUUCCAGGAGCUCGAGAGCGACAUUCAGCUCACCCACCGCCGCGUCUGGGCGCUUCAGGGCAAGCUGGGCGACGUGCAGCGGGUCCUGGGCACGCUGGACCCCAAGCAGGAGGCAGUGCCCGUCUCCAACCUGGAUGCGGAGAGUAAGCUGAGUGUGUACUACCGUGCGCCAUGGCAGCAGCAGAGAAACAUCUUUCUGCCAGCUACAAGGCCACCCUGCGUGGAGGAGCUGCACCGCCAUGCCAGGCAGAACCUGCAAGCCCUGCGCAGAGAGCACCGGAGCCGGAGUGAUCGCAGGGAGCAGAGAGCUGCUGCGCCGCUCUCCGUGGCUGCUCCUCCACUGCCGGCCUACCCUCCCACGCAUGGCCAGCGGAGGCGCGAGGGCAAGGAGCGCCACUUCCUCACGUUUGACAGCACCCGCUCGCCCUCCCCCACUGAGUGUUGUCACAUGGCCCCAUGGAGUAGAAAGUCCCAUCCUCCAGAGGAUGAAGAUACAGAUGUCAUGUUAGGGCAGAGGCCGAAGAACCCAAUACACAAUAUCCCCUCUACACUGGACAAGCAGACAAACUGGAGCAAGGCACUUCCUCUCCCAACGCCAGAGGAGAAGAUGAAACAGGAUGCCCAAGUGAUUUCUUCUUGCAUCAUCCCCAUCAAUGUCACGGGAGUCGGCUUUGACAGAGAAGCUAGUAUUCGCUGCUCUCUUGUUCACUCGCAGUCGGUCCUGCAGCGGAGACGCAAACUGAGGAGGAGGAAAACCAUCUCGGGCAUCCCCAGAAGAGUUCAGCAAGAAAUAGAUUCUGAUGAGUCACCCGUGGCCCGGGAAAGGAAUGUGAUUGUGCACACGAACCCAGACCCCGCCAACAGUGCCAACAGGAGGUCUGGCACCAGGGACUCGGAGUGCCAGACUGAGGAUAUUCUGAUUGCUGCCCCCUCGAGGAGGAGAAUCAGAGCUCAAAGGGGUCAGAGCAUCGCAGCUUCCCUCUCCCAUUCCGCUGGCAAUAUCUCUGCCCUGGCAGACAAGGGCGAUACCAUGUUUACCCCGACGGCAAGCAGCCGCACCAGAUCUCGGAGCCUUCCCCGGGAGGGCAACAGAGGCGGAGAUGCUGAACCCAAAGUUGGUGCUAACCCUUCGGCAUAUGAAGAGGGCGAGUCCUUCGUAGAGGACCAUGAGCGGACCCCAAAUGAUUGCAGUGAGGCUCCAGGCAGCCCAAGCGCCCCAGAACACCAACCCAAUUUGGGCUUGGCCUGCUCACCCCAUCUUCAUAGCCCCCAGCACAAAUUAAGUGAGCGAGGAAGGUCACGCUUGUCGCGAAUGGCUGCAGACUCCGGCAGCUGUGACAUCUCCUCCAACUCAGACACCUUGGGGAGCCCCAUCCACUGCAUGGCCACAGCUGGCGUCCUCCUCAGCAGCCACAUGGACCCAAAGGACGACCACCAGUCAUCCAGUGGCAACUGGAGUGGGAGCAGCUCCACAUGCCCCUCCCAGACCUCUGAGACCAUUCCCCCUGCAGCUUCUCCCCCGCUCACUGGCUCCUCGCACUGUGACUCGGAGUUGUCACUCAACACAGCCCCACAUGCUAGUGACGAGGCCAGCGUCUUUGUGACUGAGCAGUACAGUGAUCACCUGGACAAAGCGAGAGGCCACCGGGCAAACUCCUUCACCUCGACCGGGACAGAUCUGCUGGAUGACCCCAACCACGGCAACGCAAGUGACAGCGAGUGGAAUUACCUGCACCAUCAUCAUGAUGCCUCCUGCCGCAGGGACAUCAGUCCUGAGCGUCCCAAGGCAGACAGCCUUGGCUGCCCGAGCCUCACAAGCAUGGCCACGUAUGACAGCUUUCUGGAGAAGUCUCCGUCUGACAAAGCUGACACGAGCUCUCACUUUUCAGUGGACACAGAAGGGUACUAUACUUCCAUGCACUUUGACUGCGGCCUCAAAGGUAACAAGAGUUACGUGUGCCACUAUGCAGCCUUGGGCCCAGAGAAUGGCCAGGGCGUUGGGGUGCCUGCUGGCCUUCCGGACUGCACCUGGCAGGACUACUUAGACCAUAGGAGGCAGGGGAGACCAAGCAUCUCCUUCAGAAAGCCAAAGGCCAAGCCAACCCCACCGAAGCGGAGCUCCUCAUUGAGGAAGUCAGAUGGAAGUGCAGACAUGUCUGAGAAGAAAGAACCAAAGAGCAGCAGUGGCCAGCAUCUGCCUCACAGUUCCCGGGAAAUGAAGCUGCCUCUGGAUUUCUCCAGCCCGCCUUCUCACAUGGAGAACGCCUGUCUCCCCAGCAAGCAGGACCCUUCUUGGAUGAACCAGAGUGAGCCUGGGGUUAAGGAACCUCAGUUAGACACUUCAGAUAUGCCAGCAUUCAAAGAUGAAGGUGCUGAAUCAACACACUAUGCAGACCUCUGGCUUCUAAAUGACUUAAAAACAAAUGACCCCUAUCGGUCGUUGUCUAAUUCGAGCACGGCUACGGGUACCACGGUUGUUGAAUGCAUCAAAUCUCCCGAGAGCUCGGAAUCCCAAACGUCCCAAUCAGAAUCAAGAGCCACAACUCCAUCUCUUCCUUCUGUUGACAAUGAGUUCAAAUUGGCUUCCCCAGAAAAGCUGGCUGGGUUGGCAUCUCCAUCAAGUGGCUACUCAAGCCAGUCAGAAACACCCACAUCUUCUUUCCCUGCAGCUUUCUUUUCAGGCCCCUUGUCUCCUGGAGGGAGCAAGAGGAAGCCAAAAGUCCCAGAAAGGAAGUCCUCACUCCAGCAACCCUCGUUAAAAGAUGGAGCCCUGUCCCUGAGCAAAGAUCUUGAACUUCCAAUUAUACCUCCUACUCAUCUUGACCUAAGUGCUCUCCACAGUGUUUUGAACAAACCAUUCCACCACCGUCAUCCAUUACAUGCUUUUACUCAGAACAAGCAGAAUUCAGUAGGUGGAACCCUGAGGUCAAAUCCUCCCCCAUCCCUUGCAAUUACUCCGACAGUCCUGAAAUCUGUGAGCCUGAGGUCCAUCGGGAAGGCCGAAGAAGUUAAGCAAAAAGAAGGCAACAAUACAGAGCUCCCCUUCGUACAGGAAAAUGCUCUCACAAUAGCUGCCUUGUCUCCUGGAAAGAUCAGGCCGCCUACAGUGAAGAAAUCCGUGUCGCGCCAGUACUCCACCGAAGACACCAGCCUGUCCUUUUUAGACUCCCCUGCAAUCGAGAUGGGACCAGAGAAGCUACAGUUCGAAAAAAAACUUACUUUGGAUGUGAAGAAUCAUUGUGAUGCAGAAACCGUAACCUCGGCCGGUAGCAGUCUUCUCGAUUCGAAUGGCACAAAAGAGCACUUGCAGGUGGAGGGCGAGCCUGCUCCAGAAAACACACCGAGUCACAACGGUGGCUUUUCCGCUGAAGGGUUCCAGAAGGUCUCUGCCGCCCGGCCGACCGAUGUGGAUGGUAAACCAGUACACUGUGGAGCUAGCCCAGAACAGAUGCAGAAGGAAUCCCCUGCCCUCCGGGAAGAAGCAGCACAACCCGCUGGAGGGGAUGUAGUCACAUCUCAGGCCAGCUCACCAACUGCAGCAGCCGACAGAAGCAAUCAAGCCAAGUGUCAGCUCGGCAUGAGCCACCAUCACGACAAAGUGCCUGGGAAUAUCCGUUACGAAUCAGAGCUAGCAACUGUAAACUCAUUUCCUGAAAAAUGUUCCGAGCAGGAGAACACUGCUUCAGGUAUUUCUGCCAAAAGUGCCUCUGAUAACAGCAGAACAGAGCAGAGCCAAGGAACCAUGGACGAACCUUCACUGAAAGAAUCCUCACCGAGUGAUGACUCCAUCGUUUCACCACUUAGUGAAGACUCCCAGGCCGAAGCUGAGGGUGUGUUUGUGUCUCCAAACAAACCUCGCACGACUGAGGAUUUGUUCGCAGUCAUUCACAGAUCAAAGAGGAAAGUCCUUGGAAGGAAAGAUUCUGGAGACAUGUCGGUUCGAAGCAGAUCGAGAGCUCCUCUGGGAGGCCUUGGCGGCUGCGCUGCUUCUGGCUCGUCACCAGGCAGCAGCGGGACAACCCCGAACAGCCAGAGGUCUCCUGGUCUCAUCUAUCGAAAUGCCAAAAAGUCCAACACUUCGAGCGAAGAGUUCAAGCUGCUGCUCCUCAAGAAGGGCAGCCGCUCCGAUUCCAGCUACCGCAUGUCGGCGGCCGAGAUCCUCAGGAGCCCCGUGGUGCCCAAAGCCCCUGGCGAGCUCCAGCUGGAGUCCCCGCACUGCGGCGAGGACGCCCCGCACACGGCCCCCGGGGCCGAGGCCUUGUCCCCACUCUCCCCGUGCUCGCCGCGUAUCAAUGCCGAAGGCUUUUCUUCCAAGAACUUCACCAGCACAGCGUCAGCGAGGGUUGGGCGCUCCCGGGCCCCGCCGGCCGCCAGCAGCAGCCGCUACAGUGUGCGCUGCCGGCUGUACAACACGCCCAUGCAGGCCAUCUCGGAGGGCGAGACGGAGAACUCGGACGGCAGCCCGCAUGACGAUCGCUCCUCCCAGAGCUCCACAUAGGCUGCGGGCAAGCCCUUCCCUUCCUGUAGGAAAGGCUGGCAGGGAGGACUGGGGAGAGAUCCCCACAGGUUGGGGUGGCAUUGCAGCGUAGCGAGGCAUUGUUGAGUACGUGUUGAGGAAACCAAGUGUGUUGAGUGUUUUUGAUUUGUUUCCAUGGUUUAAGUAGCUGCACUGUCUUUCGGAGUUGUCUUGAGCUUAGUUGAUUUCCCCCAAUCUCAUUCCUUGUGACAAUAGAAAAGACCGAUCUGUCUGAUUUUCAUGAAAGCUAGACAAAGUUUUCCCAGAGCUGCCUGAUCAGAACAUGAAGCUGUCCCGGUCAUGGUCCCUUCAAGAAGAUGAAAUUACUCUGGAGGUUUGGUAUUUUUUUACAUUACAGUGAAAACUAAAGCAAAAUUUAGAAGAAAGAACUACACAUAUGUAAAUACCAUAUUUUUGAUAAAAAUCUAUAAAUAGAUUUAUCAAUGCUGAGUGGACAUGAGGCCAAUUAUCUGCCACACACCAACCGUUUAUACAACACACAAAAAUAAAGUAUAAUAAACUGUAUUCUGUGAAUACCAUUUUCAUAUCAACUACCAUAUUUAAAUGUCCACGAUAUGAUUUCUGAAUGAUAACCCUCGAACAGAAAUUCCAAAUUGGCGAAACAAAGGCAAGUCGUGUCGUGACCUGGAGCAAUUGGAUGUAAUGAAUUCAGAUAAUGUAUUUUUGUGGCAAAUCACAGCAUUAAACAAGUUACUAGCAGCUCGUGGCUGUGAUUUGCCAUGUGGUCAGUUGCACAGAAUGGAAAGCAUGCUUUUGAUUUCUUUUUGAAUCAGGGAGAGAAGUCAUCAUU
Messenger RNA from Ochotona princeps (American pika), 6084 nucleotides. RefSeq names its product NHS actin remodeling regulator (gene NHS). The record is from RefSeq and is a predicted model, not a curated record. The coding region runs from base 333 to 5255 and encodes 1640 amino acids. Gene Ontology annotation, biological process: lens development in camera-type eye; cell differentiation. The transcript has 9 exons. Lineage: Eukaryota; Metazoa; Chordata; Mammalia; Lagomorpha; Ochotonidae.